CGAUGCAGGCCAAGAUAUAGAAAUGCUUUGUGUCUCAGUUAGAAAGAACUGUUUGAUUCCUUUCAAAGAGUUAUUGGCUAAGUUGAAUUCCUGUUCCUCCGAUGUACCUCCAGUCAGGUCCAUAAUUUCAGAUAUCAGCUUCGCCAUAAAAGCUGGCAAAGAUGUGGGAAUUCCAAAUGUUAAAUUUUGGGCAGCUUCUGCUUGUUCUUUUAUGGGAUGCUUGCAUUACCGUGAACUUAUCAAGAGAGGCAUUUGUCCAUUUAAAGAUGAAAACUACCUUACCGAUGGCACUCUUGAUUCACCUAUUGAUUGGAUUCCUGGCAUGAGAGACAUACGAUUGAAAGACCUUCCAAGCUUCAUUAGAACCACCGACCCCAAUGACAUCUCAUUCGAAUUCAUGGGAGAGGAAGCACAAGAUUGUCUAAAUGCUUCUGCCAUAAUUUUCAACACUUUCGAUGCACUUGAACAUGAAGUGUUGGAGGCAUUCACUUCCAAGUUCAAUUAUCGUAACAUUUACACACUAGGGCCUUUCCCCUUGUUAGGCAGGCAUGUGCCUGAGAACCAAGCCAAGUCACUUAAUUCAAGUUUAUGGAAGCCAGAUUCUCAAUGUCUUGAAUGGCUGAACCAAAGAGAGCGACAAUCAGUUGUGUACGUGAACUAUGGAAGUUUGGCAACUAUAACUCACCAACAUUUCAAAGAAUUUGCAUGGGGACUUGCAAAUAGCAAGCAACCAUUUUUAUGGAUCAUUCGGCCUGAUUUUGUAGUGGGGGGGUCAGCCAUGUUGCCUGAAGCAUUUCUUGAGGAGAUCAAGGAUAGAGGAUUCAUUGCUAGUUGGUGUGCUCAAGAUGAAGUGCUAACACACCCAGCUGUUGGUGCCUUUUUCACCCAUUGUGGAUGGAAUUCUAUAAUGGAAAGCAUCUGUGGAGGUGUCCCUUUGAUCUGCUGCCCAGCUUUUGGUGACCAACAAACUAACUGUCGAUACUUGUGCACUGAAUGGGAGAUCGGAAUUGAGAUCAAUCACGAUGUGAAGCGUGACGAAGUCCAAUCACUGGUUAGAGAAAUGAUGGAAGGGGAGAAAGGGAAGAAAAUGAGGAGCAAUGCUCGGGAGUGGAAGAAGAAAGCAGAAGAAGCUACUAAUGUUGGGGGAUCAUCCUAUAGCAAUUUUGACAAAUUCAUCAAGGAGAAUCUUCACCAUGAAGAGAAGUAACAGACAAUGCAG
Ilex paraguariensis (yerba mate) is the source of this 1219-nucleotide messenger RNA. The record is from the annotation of a GenBank genome assembly. Lineage: Eukaryota; Viridiplantae; Streptophyta; Magnoliopsida; Aquifoliales; Aquifoliaceae.